GUCUGUGUCACUAUCUCUCAGUCACAUAGAGCUCUGUGCGCAUGCGUUGCUUAUUGCUGUGAAUUAAACAGGUGUCUGAAGUGCAGUAGUCUUUUGUCUCUUGAGUUAAAAUGCCAACAAUCAUCGCAGCCGAAUCAGUCAUUGGAGAAGGGAGCAGUGUUCAGAACCAAACAGGUCAGUGUGCACCGCUGCUAUCUCCUGUUAUCGGCAGUUUUAUUGUGAUUGCUGGAGAUGGCACCAGUGUUGGCACAGUUAUUAGGCUGCAGUGCCCCUCAAGACAUCGUGUGGUCAGUGGCAGUCAGAUAUCCUGUUUGUGGAGCAGUGAUAAUGCACACUGGAGUGGUGGAAUACCCGAAUGUAAAGCUCUGACUCGAUUGGAGGAUAAGGGCUUGCAGUUGGCUCUUCUUUUGUCUUUCAUCAGCAGUCAUCAUUAUUUUCAUGAGCAUCAUCUACAUCACUUCCUGUCUGGUGAGGCAUGUGAGACAUGAGGAGAGGAGGAAAAUGGAAAGGAUAAGAAGAAGGGAGGAAGCAAAGUUUUGGCAACAAAUGGAUGUUGAUGGUCUGGAUCCUACAGGAGAGGCGUUACACGGCCAAAAAAUCAGAAAUAACAACAACAACAACAACAGUAAUAUCAAGGAAGAGAGACAACAUAUGGAAACUACCAUAUCUACAGACAACCAAGUAUUUUCUCAUGAUCUGAUCAGGUGCCAUCUGCAGGAAACUGCCUAUACUUAAUACAUUCAAACUUCUCACUGAGACAACCACUUUCCACAGACCACCAUAUAAACAGACAUCAUUUAUUUCUCUCCUCUGAAAACCUUUCCUCUCAACUCAGUGGAAAGAGACUUUUUUGUUUCCUAAAGAAGACGCACUCUGAGAUAGACAACA
Molecule: messenger RNA, 888 nt
Organism: Paramisgurnus dabryanus
Lineage: Eukaryota; Metazoa; Chordata; Actinopteri; Cypriniformes; Cobitidae
Gene: susd3
Product: sushi domain containing 3
Cellular component (GO): plasma membrane
Source: RefSeq, a predicted model, not a curated record